This is a messenger RNA of Larimichthys crocea (large yellow croaker), 2736 nucleotides long. RefSeq names its product pituitary adenylate cyclase-activating polypeptide type I receptor. The transcript is spliced from 17 exons. Gene Ontology annotation, biological process: adenylate cyclase-modulating G protein-coupled receptor signaling pathway; cell surface receptor signaling pathway. Gene Ontology annotation, molecular function: G protein-coupled peptide receptor activity; peptide hormone binding; vasoactive intestinal polypeptide receptor activity. Gene Ontology annotation, cellular component: plasma membrane. The coding region runs from base 345 to 1787 and encodes 480 amino acids. The record is from RefSeq and is a predicted model, not a curated record. NCBI's taxonomy places the organism in Eukaryota, Metazoa, Chordata, Actinopteri, Sciaenidae.
GCCAUUGAUUCUGACUUUCACGUCACAGACCUGCAGUCGUAGCAGUGUUUUAUUGAAGACCAAGUCACGACCAAGACCAAGGCAGGUGCGAAUCCUGAAGGAACCGACACCCUCCUCUCCUUCCUCCUCCUCCUCGUCCUCCUCCUCUUCCACCUCCUCCACUUCGUCGUGGUGCCGCAGCAGCCAACGCGAGCCCUUGAUGCUGAAGUGUGGUGCUGCUGAGGGGGGCAAUUUCAGUGCAUCCCUGUGAACACACACACACACACACACACACACACACACACACACACACACACAGACAAACGCUGUGGAGCCUUUCGGAUAUAAGCACUUCCCUGGAGACAAUGAGAGGCUACCUGCUGACUGCAAUCUUUCUGCUGCCCUUGGUGGCCUCAGAGUCCGAGCACUGUAUCAUCCAACGAGAACAUGAGAAAUGCAUGGAGAGGAUCAUGCUGCACAACCCCAGCGACGACCUUGAAUUAGCGUGUCCGUGGAUGUGGGAUAACCUGACCUGCUGGCAGGCGGCCAGCGUCGGUGAAGUUGUGGUGGUCAACUGUCCGGAGCUCUUUCAUGACUUCAUGGACCCUGAAGAUGAGAUGGUGAAGGUCAGUCGUAACUGUACAGAGGAUGGCUGGUCUGAACCGUACCCUCAUUAUGUGGACGUCUGCUUCUCCUAUGACAACACCACUACCCCAAUCGACAUGUACUACCGCUCAGUCAAGGCUCUGUACACAGUCGGCUACAGCACAUCGCUGGUGUCUCUGACUACAGCCAUGGUCAUUCUCUGCAGAUUCAGAAAGCUCCACUGCACCAGGAACUUCAUUCACAUGAACCUGUUUGUGUCUUUCAUCCUGAGAGCCAUCUCCGUCUUCAUUAAGGACGGUGUGCUGUACCCUCAGGAGGACAGCGACCACUGCUUCGUGCACACAGUGGCGUGCAAAUCAGUGAUGGUUUUCUUCCAUUACUGCGUCAUGUCCAACUAUUUCUGGUUGUUCAUUGAAGGUCUGUAUCUCUUCACUCUGCUGGUGGAGACUUUCUUUCCUGAGAGACGCUACUUCUACUGGUACACCAUAGUAGGAUGGGGGACUCCCACCAUUUGCGUCACUGUCUGGGCAGUUCUGAGGCUCCACUUUCAUGAUACUGGAUGCUGGGAUACAAAUGAGCACACUGCCCUCUGGUGGGUGAUCAAAGGACCAGUCGUGGCCUCCAUUAUGAUCAAUUUUGUCCUCUUCAUUGGAAUAAUCAUCAUCCUGGUCCAGAAGCUGCAGUCGCCUGAUAUUGGAGGGAAUGAAUCGAGCAUUUACCUCAGCUGUGCUCAGAAAUGCUUCAGUGAGCCCACACAGGCUGUUCAGCAUUCGUGCAGGAUGUCAGAGUUAUCCACCAUCACACUGCGUCUGGCCCGCUCCACCCUCCUGCUCAUCCCCCUGUUUGGUAUUCACUACACUGUGUUUGCCUUCUCACCUGAAGAUGUCAGCAAGAGGGAGAGACUGGUGUUUGAACUGGGACUGGGAUCCUUCCAGGGCUUUGUUGUAGCUGUCCUUUACUGUUUCCUUAAUGGAGAGUUUCUCCCUGAAGGUGCAGUCGGAGAUCAAGAGGAAAUGGCGCAGCUGGACGGUGAACCGGUACUUUGCUGUGGACCUGAAGCAGCAAAGGCACCCUUCAUUGGCCAGCAGUGGAGUGAACGGCGGGACUCAGCUGUCGAUCCUCAGCAAAAGCAGCUCCCAGAUACGCAUGUCCAGCCCGCUGGCGGAGAACGCCAACAUCAGCCUCCCCACCUGAACGUCUGAUCGGCAGGAGUCAACUUCAAGGUGCCGUUCCACUUAUGUACAUCCAGAGCAACCAGAGCAGACCAAAGUGGCCCCUCACACCUCUUAUAAUUUGUAGUUUGGCCUUUAGAAAAUGAGGUAUUUCUGAAAGCAUUUACUGGAGAUUGAUUAGAGGUGCAUCAACACUUUAUAAUUUGACUAUACAGUAUUUUAGUUGACUCUGUAGGUUGCGAUCUUUCAUGAUUAAUGCACUUCCACUCCAUGAAUUAAGACAUAAGAGAGAAUUUAGAAAUUCCCUUCCUACCAGUGUUUUCAUUUUAAAUUUAGCCCCCUUUUAUUGUUUUAUUUAUAAAUAAUAUUAAUGUAGAGUUGGUGCCAAAAAACAGUGCUAGUUGUAAAGAAAAAAAAAAAGGUCAAAUGUAGGGGUCAUGGCUGUUGGUGUCUAAAAGUAAAUGUGCUUCAAAGUGCCAUACAGGUUGCCUGACUGGAUCUGAUAUCACAACAGUCCAAAGUUAAUUAACCAAACGUUCGCCUUGCUUGUACAAAUGCUUAUUGUUUAAAUGUUUCAUCUUCAAUUUAAACAUUUUUUCUACAAUCAGCCGUAAAGUACAGAGUAUGUCAAAAGAUAGAUUGAAAAAAACUUUAAAAAAAAAACAAAAACACUUUGUAAAUAGUUACUUUUUGGUGUCUAGAUCAGAAUUUUCUUUCUUUUUGCAUAAUGCAGUAUUGUAAUGACCUUUUCAAACAAAAGGAACUGGAGCCCAAAUCUGUAGACUUCAUCACAUAUCCUGAGGACCCAGAAGAUCCUGCCCACUAUAUUCUGAACUACUUGUUUGUAUUAAACACACACACACAAAUAAACACACAGUAUAUCUAAGAAAAUAGUGCGAAAACGAAUGAGCAUUGUAGGGUAGUGGUUCCCAAUUCGAAGGUUGACAAGUUAUAUUUCUCUGCUGUGUUAAAUUACGUU